Molecule: messenger RNA, 2099 nt
Organism: Andrographis paniculata
Lineage: Eukaryota; Viridiplantae; Streptophyta; Magnoliopsida; Lamiales; Acanthaceae
Product: shaggy-related protein kinase kappa
Exons: 14
Coding region: 360-1628 (422 amino acids)
Biological process (GO): signal transduction; protein phosphorylation
Cellular component (GO): cytoplasm
Molecular function (GO): ATP binding; protein serine/threonine kinase activity
Source: RefSeq, a predicted model, not a curated record
ACACACACUCUCUCUCAAUCAAUCGUAUAUAUGUAUGUAUUUAUAUGUAUGUAUUUAUGUACAAUUCUAUACAUACACACGCAAACUUUAUGCCUUAAAACUGUAGAGAUAUAUAUAUGUGCAGAGUGAGAGAGAGAGUUAGAGAGAGAGAGAGAAGAGGAGUGAGUGAGGGAGAGGAAGCGAAUGAUGAAAAGUAGGGAAUAAAGGGUAAAAGGAAGGCCGCGGCGGGCGGGCAAAUGCUUGUGAUCUGCUUUGGAUUUGCGGAGGAUUUGAUUCCUGUGAAAAUUGGCUUCAUUGAGAUGGAAUGUUACACUGUUGAAGAUUGGAGAGGGUGUUAAUAGAUUGAUACAUUAUUACCUAUGGCGUCAGCGGGGCUAGGACAUGGAGGAGCUGGGAGUUCAAGAUCUGCUAAUGGCUUCAAGGUCUCAUCUAGUUCGGUGGACUGGCUGGGAAGGGAGAUACUGGAAAUGAGACUUAGGGACAGGACAGAUCCUGAUGAUGAUAGGGAUAGUGAACCUGAUAUUGUUGAUGGUGUGGGUGCUGAAACAGGUCAUGUCAUAAGGACUACCAUAGGAGGCCGAAAUGGUCAGACCAAACAGGUUGUUAGUUACAUAGCAGAACAUGUUGUUGGGACUGGUUCAUUUGGAGUUGUUUUCCAAGCAAAGUGCAGAGAGACUGGAGAAAUAGUUGCUAUCAAGAAAGUUCUUCAGGAUAAGCGCUACAAGAAUAGGGAGUUGCAGAUUAUGCAAAUGUUGGAUCAUCCCAAUAUCGUGGCUCUAAAGCAUUCAUUCUUUGCAAAAACUGAGAAGGAAGAGCUGUACCUUAAUCUGGUCUUGGAAUAUGUUCCUGAAACUGUUAAUCGCAUUGCACGUCAAUACAGCAGGAUGAACCAAAGAAUGCCAUUGAUAUAUGUCAAACUUUAUACGUAUCAGAUAUGCCGAGCACUUGCCUACAUACAUAAUUGUAUUGGAAUUUGUCACCGAGACAUCAAGCCUCAAAAUCUACUUGUGAAUCCACACACGCAUCAGCUGAAACUUUGUGAUUUUGGAAGUGCAAAAGUCUUGGUGAAAGGUGAACCCAAUGUGUCAUAUAUUUGUUCGAGAUAUUACCGUGCUCCGGAACUCAUAUUUGGUGCCACCGAAUAUACAACUGCAAUUGAUAUAUGGUCAACUGGAUGUGUAAUGGCCGAAUUACUUCUUGGACAGCCCUUGUUUCCUGGAGAGAGCGGUGUGGAUCAACUUGUUGAAAUAAUAAAGGUUCUGGGAACUCCUACCAGAGAGGAAAUCAAAUGCAUGAACCCAAACUACACUGAGUUCAAGUUUCCACAGAUCAAACCCCACCCUUGGCACAAGGUCUUCCAGAAGCGUCUACCCCCAGAAGCAGUGGACUUGGUGUGUCGGUUUUUCCAGUAUUCUCCAAAUCUAAGAUGCACUGCUUUGGAAGCUUGUAUUCACCCGUUCUUCGAUGAAUUGAGGGAUCCCAACACCCGACUUCCAAAUGGCCGUCCACUUCCUCCACUCUUUAAUUUUAAACCUCAAGAGCUUUCCGGGAUACCUCCAGAAACUGUCAACCGCCUCAUACCCGAGCAUGCUAGGAGGCAGAACCUCUUCAUGGCUUUCCACUCCUAAAAGCCACUAUGCAUAUCAUCACACAACAGGUCUGGUUUGUCUAUUAUCUGGGGUUAAAAAAAAAAGACAAAAAACAAAAACUGUUGUCGUAGCAUCCUUAAGAGUAUCAUGCCGUAUAUGCUUGUGCACCCAUCCACUCCGGGACUGUAUGUAGAGAAGAGUGUACGCAUUACAUGAUAAAACCAUAUGGUCUUGGGAACGGACUAGCUCUCUUUGCAAGUGCGUGUAUUUAUGAGUGAGUUCUUUUGAUUGAUACCAAGAGAGACUAGACGGGGAGAGUUGAUGUUUGUUGUUGAAGAUGAACCGAGAAAAAUGAUUUAAGAAAAAAAAAAGUCUUGGUAUAGUUCAGUUCAAUUUUGCCCGUAUAUGUCUUGUGUAUGUAAUGUAAGUAAGUUUUCGAUGCAUUGCCACAUAAUGACAUAACACAAGCUUCUUAUCCUUUUGGACAAUACAAUGCUUGAGAUGUAUGUA